CUAGAAUAGUCUGAAUCUCCUUUGUUUUUCUUUCUUUCUUGAUUUUCUCCAUCAGUCAUUGAUUUAUCAUAAACAAAUAUACUAGCAUUUCUUAAGAACUUUCUCACAAUUUACGUACGUUGUAUGAUUGGUAUGAGAAUAUCAACAGUAAUGUGCAACCAAACAUGGCCAUCCUUACGUAUUAGCAAUGUUGGCCUCGAUAAUAUGCCAUUUCACCGUCAACCACCGAAAAUGGACAAGCUUGUGGUGGUGAUGGGAGCCACCGGUGCCGGAAAAUCAAGACUCUCCGUCGACUUAGCCACUCAUUUCGGGGGAGAAAUUGUCAACUCCGACAAAAUACAAGUGUACAAAGGGCUUGAUGUAGCAACGAACAAAAUUACCGAAGAAGAACGUUGUGGAAUACCUCAUCAUCUAUUAGGUGCUAUUGAUCCUCACAAGGAGUUCGAAGCCAAGAACUUCUGUGACAUGGCUUCACUUGCUAUUAACUCCAUUACUUGCCGUGGGAAGCUUCCGAUCAUCGUCGGAGGAUCGAAUUCGUUCAUUGAGGCACUCUUCUACGAUAAAACCUACGAAGUAUAUACGAGGUACAACUUUUGUUUUCUCUGGGUGGACGUGUCCAUGCACGUACUAAAUUCUUUUUUGACCAAACGAGUGGACAAAAUGGUCGAGAAAGGACUUGUCAACGAGGUAAGAAACAUGUUCAAUCCUAAAAAUGCAGAUUACUCCAAAGGCAUUCGAAAAGCAAUUGGUGUCCCAGAAUUCGAUCGUUAUUUUCGGGCUGAAUUAUCAAAUUCCGUUGACGAGGAAACCAGAAUUAAGCUACUUGAGGAAGCCAUUAAUGAAGUAAAAAUCAACAACUGUAAAUUAGCAAGCCAACAGUUAGAGAAAAUAAAGAGGUUGAUAAAUGUUAAGGGAUGGAAUGUACAUCGACUGGAUGCUACAGAAGUGUAUAAAAAACGUGGAAAUGAGGAGGAAGAAAUGGUGGAGGAAUUGUGGAAGAAUUUGGUUGUGGGACAAAGCAAAAGGAUUAUGGAUAGAUUUUUAUGCGAAAACUAUAGGAGUUCAAUGGAUUGUAGUAAUGAUGGGACAGCCAUUAACAUAGCUAUAUCGGCUAUGGCAGCGGCAUCUUACUACUAAAGAGGCGAAUACAUGAAUAAGCCAAAUGGAUUCAAUAUCGGUUAUACAUAUACAUAAAAAAUAAUAUGACUUUUUAUAUAUAAUAUAAUUUUUCGGCGAAUAAAAUUCGAAUGAAACCUUAUGCGUCUAGCUAGCUAACUCCUCCCUUGGCCAUAGAUAAAAAGAGAUAAGCAAGUUGUGCAUUAAUUUUGUACCCCACUCGGCA
This is a messenger RNA of Nicotiana tabacum (common tobacco), 1342 nucleotides long. Its product is annotated as adenylate isopentenyltransferase 3, chloroplastic-like. The record is from RefSeq and is a predicted model, not a curated record. Gene Ontology annotation, molecular function: tRNA dimethylallyltransferase activity. Gene Ontology annotation, biological process: tRNA modification; cytokinin biosynthetic process. Gene Ontology annotation, cellular component: mitochondrion. Lineage: Eukaryota; Viridiplantae; Streptophyta; Magnoliopsida; Solanales; Solanaceae.